CACGUGGCGCUGUGGAAGUUGCUAGGUCCUCCAGCGAUAGAAAGGAUACAAUCCCUGGACGUUGAAUUGCUGUUAUUCACGAAAACGUGACCUGUUACGUAAAUUUGCCAAGGGUAGAAAUUGGCCCCACUACUGGACGUCGGAGGAACGACUCGUAUCUUUAUCUUCCAGCUGGUGGUUUGGUGCAUAUUUUUUACAAGACGUCAACACUCAGCCGAGCUUUAGUGUCGAGUGUUGCCGAACGGCGUCGAGCUGAAGACGGAAAAAAGUUUCAGCACAGGAGAGAACGUGAAAAGACCCAAACUAUGGCUGCAGUGCAUUCCCCGGUGUACACUCUCAGGGACUCGCUCCACUGGGAUGAAACGGAGUGCCUAAACUACUAUGGGAUGUUGUCUCUCCAUGAGAUCUUUGAAGUAGUUGGGUCUCAGCUAACAGAGAUGGACAUUGAAGUUCUAUCUUUCCUUCUGAAUGAAACCUACUCUGCACCACACCCUCUUGAUCCAACAGGCUGGACAGUUGAACCUGUUGAAGAUAAUCCAGAGGACUCAGGCAUGGCACCUAGUCCACAACUGCUGAAAAUGUGGAGGCGGAUAAAGCCUAAGGGAUCCCAGCCCCCAUUAGUGGACACAAAACUUAAGAGUGGUCUUGAGCUGUUACUAGAGCUUGAGAGAAGAGGAUACUUCAGUGAUGGUAACCUGGAGCCACUGCUUCAACUACUAAGAGUUCUUACCCGUCACGACCUGCUGCCUUUAGUGUCCUGCAAAAGAAGGAGAACAGUGUCUCCAGAAAGAAUUGGACAUAGGUAUGAGGUAGAUAACUCAGAGUUGGUGUUUGGACUACAACAUACUUGCAGAUCAACAGAAAUGCCACUUCCAUCUUUCACACAACAAUUAACAACUGAUAUUUCCUCUCCUGUGGCUGAUUCAUCUACUAGGAGGCAAAGAAAGAGGAGGGGAAAUGGUUGGAGCCGUAGGCCCAAGAAAACUAACAGACAUAUCCAGCCACUGCCUCUGCCGCCAGCACAUAGAGUGUCAUGUGAUAUCCGCCUUCGUGUCCGGGCGGAGUACCUGGAGCAUGAGUCCGCGCUACGUGACGGCGUCUCCUCGGACAAGCGGCAGCCGCUGGAGCGACAGUUCGAGCUGUUCAGCCGAGCCAGCUCGCUGCUGCGUGCCAGAGAUCUGGGCUCCAUUGUGUGCGACAUCAAGUUCACAGAGCUGGACAACCUCGAGGCCUUCUGGGGUGACUACCUGAGCGGAGCUCUUUUGGAGGCCCUAAAGGGGGUUUUCAUCACAGACUCGCUGAGGAUGGCUGCAGGCUCGGAGGGUGUCCGCCUUCUGAUCAGCGUGGACCAAGAUGACUACGAGGAGGGCCGGAGGCUGCUGAGAGCCAGCAAAUUUAUGUUCUCCGGUCAUGGUGGGCGCAUAGAGACUCGCUAGACUUUGAGCCAAAAUAAUCUUUUUGUUGUAAUAUAGUAAGGUUAAAGAAAACCGUAGCCUGGGCUGUAACUGAAGGUCGAAGGUUUCAGGUGGAAUUUACAAGCACUUUCAGGCCUUUUUUGUAAUUCAUGCAAUAACCACUAGAUGGCAGAAGUUCCCAUCUGCGGUUUGUGUUCAAGUUGGAAUAUUAAUAUUUAUUCUAAAAGAUGAUUAUUUACAGAUUUUUUUUUUAAUUUUGAUUUAUGCACAGCUGCCUAUUUGUAAAAGACCAGGAUGAAACUGGAUAAAUCAAAAUUUUCUUCUUUGUCUCAGAACAGGAACAAGCAGGCUUGUGCCUCCUGAUCAAGUGGUAAGCUCGUGACACUUUGUUUCUAGAUAAAUUGAAGGCACAGGAUAAUUAAAAAAAUAUAUAUCAACAAAAACAAGUGACGUUGACUUUAGUUGUACGAAUUCUUAUUAAACGUGUUUAUUCUCCUUAUUUGUGCCGAGAUUAAUAUGGUGCCUCCAUUGUCAAGUGCAACCAAACAAAACGUUUCAUUGUUCUUUUGAUUUAAAUGAAAUCCCUGAAGUCUUGUGUACGGAGAAAAUUGCCUUUUAAAAAACUGAAAGUAAAUAAAGCAAACAAAAAAAAAAAAA
Messenger RNA from Nematolebias whitei (Rio pearlfish), 2072 nucleotides. RefSeq names its product death effector domain-containing 1 (gene dedd2). Gene Ontology annotation, biological process: apoptotic process; extrinsic apoptotic signaling pathway via death domain receptors; regulation of apoptotic process. NCBI's taxonomy places the organism in Eukaryota, Metazoa, Chordata, Actinopteri, Cyprinodontiformes, Rivulidae. Gene Ontology annotation, cellular component: nucleolus. The coding region runs from base 306 to 1436 and encodes 376 amino acids. Gene Ontology annotation, molecular function: protein binding; DNA binding. The transcript has 6 exons. The record is from RefSeq and is a predicted model, not a curated record.